UCUUCCUGGAUAAAGGUUCCUACAUGUGAUCUGUGCUUCACUGAUAGACACACAUACACUCACACACACUCUCACACUGCACCAGCACUGGACUUACAGCACCAUGGAUCUCCUCAGACCCUCACCCUGCAUAAGACCAGUGUGGAGAGCCCCUUUCUGGGUAGCCUGCAUGGCUCUGAUGUUUAGUGGCCUGCAUGCCCUCAUUCCAAAUGGACAAAAGAAUUUGGUCAGGACAACACUCCCCGUCCUCCCAGGAGUCCAAACCACACCGCUAACCACAAUAAGUGGCAGCUUUGAAGCAUCGUCAUCUGGUGACAGCCUUAUACAGUCAUCAUUUCCUUGUGGGAAUGUAAGUUGUUAUAUUUAUUGUAAUAUUUGCGAGGAGGACCACCUGCCAAGGACUAGGUGCUACGAAGAUCUCAUACAAGGAAUUUGUAGCUUUCAGUUCAUGGAAGAAAUGAAAGCUAUGAACAGAUCUAGCUGGUGCGUGUGGGACGAAGUUAAAAGUCCCUACAACACACUGACCCAAUGUACAGAGAAUAUAGCAGACUGCCUACUACUUCCCUGGCCCAACAAGCUGGUAGAGCAGAUCUUUGUUGACAUACACACCUCCUACUUCCAGGAAUGCCCCACAGAGACACUGAGGGACCCUCCCCCCAAUGUUAUCUUUGCCCUCGUCAUGACGCCUAUAUGCUUGAUCCCGGCCAUGGUGGUCCUUGUGGUUCUAAAGACGAAAAAUGGGGACAGGCGGUCCUAAUGGGUGGGGUUCCUCUCAUUAGCUCAAUCAGUAACCUUGUUUCAACCUCCCACAAAUGUGCUGAGGAACCUGCGCCUAUGGAGGACUGGAGCUCAUUCAUUUUUCAGCAAAUUGGAAGCUCUUACUGUGUACCAAUGAUCUUGAGCCAAAAAUGGACCAAGGAUAGCCUGAGACAGGAUUAUGUCAGGCGUUAUGAUUAAAUGAUUACAUCUCCAUUCCAGCUGCAUAAAGGCUUCUUUGGAGUGAUUCCAAGUUUGGAUCCUUAAAUCUGUGGUUCUCAAAAUGGUUCUCGGGGAUCCCCCCAAACAGUCCAUAUGUUUGCUCUGCCUUCAUGCCUUGCAACUAAAGUUGGAGCAAAAAAUUUGGACCAUCUUAGAGUUCCUGAAAACCAGAGAACCACUGCCCUGAAAAUCCUUUUCAAUCUAACCUAUAUUUGCUGCAUUUUUGGACAUACAGUCAAUUUAGGCAGUAGUUCAGAUAUUUUUCUCCAAAAACUGAAAACCUUUGACUAUUAUAAAUGUAUUUUGCAUCAAUGACUUCAUGGGUUCCAUGUUGUUUCCUCUACAUACAGCAUCCCAAAUCUAUCAAAUUAUUGUCUAGGAUAAGUGACUGUACACUACAGAUGCAGACACUGGAGUAUUCCUUAAGGAACCAAAUUUAGGGAACUAAAGGUGAAUAUUCGUGACAUCUCUCCAUUGAACCCUGUUGACACCUUUAUUUUCAAUCUCGCAUUCAACCAGAUUGACCAAAGCCUCCAUUGUCCAUUAUUCUUAAAACUCAGCAUUUCCUCUUCUACAUUGUUUUGAGCCAAAGGAAAGAAAGCUGAUAAAGAUCAUUUAUUACAUCCAUGAUUUCUGUAACAUACCACAGACAGAUGUAACAAUCCUAUGCCGUAAUGAUAGAUGCAGUAUUCUUUCUUCUUGAUCAUGUGUUUUGCCAGCAAUAUCAAACACCUUGAGUUUUGCAUAGUUAACACAUUUGCUAGCUUUGUGUGCCGUGCUCACUAUUACAAAGGAAAAUCCGCUCUCAUUUGCUCACUUACAUAUGCAAAUGCUGAUAUUAAGUGGGACGGCCUGUGUGGUUUCAGGCCCAUAGAGACUCCACACGCAGCUCACUCUAUGUACUGUAACGUUUAUUUUCUCUAUCAAUAUUUUAUUGUAAAUUUGAAUGUCAGUCAUUUGACAAAAGCUAUCCAGCUAGCUUGAUAUGCUUAUACUGAAAACUUAAUGUGUAUUUCUAUUAUGACUCGAGUCAUAAAAACUGACUCAAAAUUAUGAUAUGACGACUAGGAGGGAAUUUUAUCCACACCUUUUCUUCAUAUUUGCCUCACCUAUGUGUGUGUGUGUGUAUAUAUAUAUAUAU
This is a messenger RNA of Pygocentrus nattereri (red-bellied piranha), 2119 nucleotides long. RefSeq names its product receptor (G protein-coupled) activity modifying protein 2 (gene ramp2). The record is from RefSeq and is a predicted model, not a curated record. NCBI's taxonomy places the organism in Eukaryota, Metazoa, Chordata, Actinopteri, Characiformes, Serrasalmidae. The coding region runs from base 104 to 757 and encodes 217 amino acids. The transcript has 7 exons. Gene Ontology annotation, cellular component: cell surface; signaling receptor complex; membrane. Gene Ontology annotation, molecular function: coreceptor activity. Gene Ontology annotation, biological process: protein localization to plasma membrane; regulation of G protein-coupled receptor signaling pathway; angiogenesis.